AUGCGCCCUGAUCUGAGAAGAGCCUACAAAAAAACUCAGCCGGAUGGAGUACGUUUGGAUACCGAUGACUAUCGCAGACCUCAAUCAGGGAAACCUUGGGUGGCGCCGACAUUUAUGAAUUCAAUGGAAGACGAAGACACACAGCCGGAAAGCGAUGCCUCUCGCCAACCCCAACCAGGUACACCCUGGGUGGCGCCGACGAUCAUACCGGACUCAGAGGAAGACAUAAGCAAACAAAAAGAAUCUGAUCUCGAGCGUUAUAUCAGUCAACUGUAUGUAACAUCCGCUCCAGAAAAGUCUUAUGAGGAAUAUCCAGUUCAUCGUGGCUACAGGUGUCCACAGUCAGAUGGGUACUUCAAAUAUACCGACCGUUGUGACGAAUAUGUUAAAUGCAAGAAUUACAUACCAAUUACGUUCACUUGCCCAGUUGGUCUUCACUUUAAUCCUUAUUUGCAAUGGGCAGAGUCCCCUUGCGAUCAUCCUUCAAGGGUGCAAUGUAACUCGGAACCCGUCUAUGGAAAGCUUCGUUUUCCUGAAAAACCUAGUACUACAACUACUACAACCACUACUACAACAACAACACCACCACCACCACCCAUUACCCCGAAAACAAUUCCUCCAUCAUACCCCGUGCUUCGGCCACAAGGCUUCAUGUGUCCACGGCCACAUGGCUACUUCAGAUACACCGAUGAUUGUGGCGAAUAUGUCGAAUGCAAGAACUAUGUACCACUUAUGUUCACAUGCCCUGUCGGUCUUCACUUCAAUCCUCGUGUAGAAUGGACGUCAUAUCCUUGUGAUUAUCCUGCAAGGGUGCAAUGUGUCAAAAAAGAAACUACUACAACAAGUACUACAACAACCACCACAACAACAACACCAGCCCCUACCCCAGCACCUAAACUAGUACCCACACCGCGCCCCGGAAACCAUGGCUUCAUGUGUCCCCAGCCACAUGGGUACUUCAAACAUACCGAUCAGUGUGGGGAAUAUAUUGAAUGCAAGAACUAUGUAGCACUCACCUUCUCCUGCCCUGCCGGUCUUCACUUCAAUCCUCUUGUGCCAUGGACGGAGUAUCCUUGUGAUUAUCCUUCAAGGGUGCAAUGUGACAUUCCUGAACCGCCUACUACAACAACUACAACUACAACUACAACAACCACUACUCCACCACCACCAACUACCACAGAAACAGCAGUAGUGCCGCGUCCUAAAACACCUAACUACAUGUGCCCACAGCCCUACGGCUACUUCAAACGAAGUAAUGAUUGUGGCGAAUAUGUUGAAUGCAAGAAUUACGUACCACUUAUGUUCACAUGCCCCAUCGGUCUUCACUUCAAUCCUCUGGUGCAAUGGACAGAGUAUCCCUGUGAGCAUCCUUCAAAGGUGCAAUGUGACUACGAACCCUUCAUUCCUUCUCCAAAGUCACCACCCACCACCACUACACCAGAGCCCACCACCACCACCACAACAGAGCCAACUCCAGCGCCUAAAGUAGUAACUACACCGCGUCCAGGCAGGCCGAUAGAGGGCUUCAUGUGUCCACAGCCACAUGGCUACUUCGAGUAUGCUGGUCAGUGUGAGGAAUACGUUGAAUGCAAGAACCACGUACCCCUUUCAUACAAUUGUCCUGCUGGUCUUCACUUUAAUCCUCGUGUGCAAUGGACGGAGUAUCCUUGUGAUCAUCCUUCAAGUGCGCAAUGCAGCAGUUAUCGGAAGUAGUUGCUACGAAUUCUACUCUACGGCAAUACUCGGCUACGUACUUGACAGCUACGAAGUUGCUACGAGUAUUGUUCCGUAGACGGUAGAACUAGAAGCUGACCUCUUCGUUUAUCACUUCAAAACUAGCUGGGUUAAUUAAUAAUUUAUUUUUGGU
Messenger RNA from Maniola jurtina (meadow brown), 1867 nucleotides. RefSeq lists its product as uncharacterized. Lineage: Eukaryota; Metazoa; Arthropoda; Insecta; Lepidoptera; Nymphalidae. The transcript is spliced from 13 exons. The coding region runs from base 1 to 1713 and encodes 570 amino acids. The record is from RefSeq and is a predicted model, not a curated record. Gene Ontology annotation, molecular function: chitin binding. Gene Ontology annotation, cellular component: extracellular region.